AUGGCGUACGUUGUCUUCGUAGAGUACGCCCGCACGAUCGGAGACGGAGAAAUCGCGGAGAGGAACCUCAAGUUCAUUGCCCUCAUGGUAAAAGAUCUGCACAUGGUAGAAGUUGAUGAAGGAGUUGGACGAAUCGGAGAAGUUGCGCAAAAGCUGCACUUCCUCGAAGCUGAUGAAGUCUUCGCGGAAUUGGGCGCGCUACAGAUCGUCACCCUUUUCGUCCAAUACCAGCAGCAGACAAUGCUUUAUGGUAACGUUGCGUGGGCCAAACUGACGCGCGACGACACGGUGGUUGGUGUCCGGUUCUCAGAGGUAUCUGCUUACACUGGAUUGCGUCGAGUAGCUACCUUUAGGGGGAAUAAGGCUUCCUGA
Molecule: messenger RNA, 372 nt
Organism: Didymosphaeria variabile
Lineage: Eukaryota; Fungi; Ascomycota; Dothideomycetes; Pleosporales; Didymosphaeriaceae
Exons: 3
Coding region: 1-372 (123 amino acids)
Source: RefSeq, a predicted model, not a curated record